Cetraspora pellucida is the source of this 1659-nucleotide messenger RNA. The record is from the annotation of a GenBank genome assembly. NCBI's taxonomy places the organism in Eukaryota, Fungi, Glomeromycota, Glomeromycetes, Diversisporales, Gigasporaceae.
AUGGAAGUUGCCAUUAAUAAAGAGGACGCUACAGAAAAUGCCGAAGCUGGUAGUGCUAGUGCUACAGAGUUAGCUGAAAGCGCUAGCACGUUAGAAAUCCAGCAGGCUUCGACAGCGUCAAACCACCAAAAUUGUGAACUUGUUGAAAAUAUUGAGCCUAAAAUACCAGAGAAACAGCCUGAAAUUCGACUUGAUAUUCCUUUGACGAGUCGAUAUAAUAACAUAGUAUACUUUCCCGAUCUACUAAAGGAAGCUGGCUUUACAAUUGCAAAAACACCUCCGCGUUAUAUAUCAGGCUCAGAAACACCAGGUUCAGAAUCACCGCAAUCAGAGUGGUCAGAUUUCGAAACUCCCGACGAUUUUCGAACGCCAACGCCCCCAACAGCAAUUGAUUUGCCACGUGCUUUUCGUGAUGAAAGCGAUGAAUUCUUUGAAAAAAUCUUGGAGAACGCGGAAAAAUAUGCCGCAGGCGAAGAGGAAAAAACUCGUAAAAAAAAGAGAAGAAUUAUAAAGAAGGAACAACAAUAUGAUGUGAAUGAUCCAUUCAUAGAUGACAGUGAAUUGGCUCCAUUACAGCGCGAUUACGGGAAAGUACGUCCACAAAUUGAAGGGUUUUUUGUAUGGAAUGGACCAUUGGUAUUAGAAAGAUUGGUUGAUGAAGAUGAGCCAGUGCCUAAGAAGAAAGCAUCUGCUAAACGUAAACCAAAAACCUCUGAAGCCGACGGUACACCAAAAGUUAGGAAGGCACGUACUGUCAAAAAAACGGAAGGUGGUAGUGAUGGAAAAGGCAAGGCUGCUGCUCCAAAAAAGAGAGUAUCGAAGAAGUUGAAAACUGCGGGUGAUAUCAGCCAAGAAUCGUCGUCUGUGAAUGGAGGAGCUCACAAUGGAAUCAAUCCCUUGAAUCAUUUACAUAUUGAUCCUAGUUCAAAUACACAGAGUACGAAUGUUUCCACAGUAGGUGCGAGCAAUAAUAAUCUUCAUACAUUAGCGCAUCAACGAGAUUCAUCAGAUCCUAAUAAACCUCCGGGGAAAAGGAAAAAAGUUUAUCCAGUGGAACCCGUUCAUCCAGAUGUUCAAUAUCUUUUAGAUAUUUUCAAACAACAAGUAGACAAAGAAUCUUUUGAGGUCAAGUCCAGAUUUCCACAGAACCUUAAACCUCCUUUGAUGGAACUUCUCUCAAGGGCUUAUGAACUUAAUCAAUUCAACGAAAAUCUUUUUAAAGUGUUAACCAACAUGUUACCAUAUAAUAAAUUCACAAUAACGCGACUUUGUCAAAGAACUUUAUAUCCAAAAGCUUUGAUAGAGUUACAAAAAAGAAAGUUAGAAUUAAUUGAGCGUUUAAAGAUUGCAAUAGAUGAAAUCAUGCCCUCUUUAUUACAAGAAUUCGACGAACGAAACACAUCUUUUUCUUCUUCAGUACCGAUAAAUGGUGAUAACAAUAUUGAAAUAGAUUCCAAAACAGCAAAUGGCAAGAAAUUUCGAUGGGAUGAAAACACAAGGUUUUUAUUGUGGCAAAUAGUUCAAGAAGAAAUGGCAUGGGUUGUAAUGAGUAAUUGCCUUGCCGAGGCUGAAGAAAAAUCCGAAAGACAUUCUGAGCAAACUAUGCGAAAAAGUUUAUACCAAGAUGUAAGUAAAAUAGUAGUCACAUUAUUUUAUUGA